AGUCCAAUGACCGACCCAAUCCCUCGACGGCCAGUCAAUCUGCCACAGUCGACUUGGCAAGGUCAUACAGGCGGUUAUCUCAUCCUCAUGACAUGUCCGGACAUCGCUUCAUGGACAACCACAUGUCAUUCGCAGCCCGAUUCCAUUCCUAUAAGAUUCCGAACCCUCUCUCCACCUGAUCAGACAGACAUGCCUCUCACCAUGCAACCAUCCCGCCAUCACCCGACCCGUCCACACCCCCCACGAUGCACCUCCUCCUGCACCUCCUCCUAUCCACCUGCACCCUCGUCACCGCCGUCGAUCUCACCGGCUACGAAUACAUCGUGGUGGGCUCCGGCGCCGGGGGCGGACCCGUAGCCGCACGCCUCGCUCUGGCCGGGCACAAAACCCUGGUGAUCGAAUCGGGCGACGACCCAGGCCUGAACCCCAACUACAGCGUGCCGGGAUACGCCGCACGCGCCUCCGAAGACCCCACGAUGGUAUGGAACUUCUUCGUGCGACACUACGCCGACGAGGCGCGACAAGCCCUGGACUUCAAAACCACGUACACGACCCCGUCCGGCGAAGACUACACAGGCCUGCACCCCCCACGGGGCUCCACCAUGAAAGGCAUCCUGUACCCGCGCGCCGGCGCCCUGGGCGGAUGCACGGCCCACCACGCGCUGAUCUCGAUGUACCCGCACCGGACCGACUUCGAAUACAUCGCCAACCUGACCAACGACCCCUCGUGGGCGCCUGACCACAUGCGCCAAUACUUCACCCGGCUGGAAGACAACCACUACCUGGGGCCCGGGGCCGCGGGCCACGGCUACACUGGCUGGCUCUCGACGCAAACCGCGCCGAUCAACCUCGUCCUCAAAGACCCGCAGUUCCUCAGCCUGCUCGUCGGCGGAGCGCGCGCCUUUGGCAACCAGACCGCACAAAACCUGGCCUCGCUGGUGCUGGGCGACGCCAACGCCGACAGCGUCGCGCGCGACACCGACCCGGGCUACUACCAGAUCCCGCUGUCGACCGCCGACGGCCGCCGCACGGGAUCGCGCGAGCUGCUCGUCGCCGUCGCCUCCGCCGUCCAUCCCAACGGCUCCCGGAAAUUCCCGCUCACCCUCCGCACCAACUGCCACGCCACCAAACUCCUCUUCGACUCGUCCAUCUCACCCCCGCGCGCCACGGGCGUGGCCUUCCUCGACGGCAAACACCUCUACCGCGCCAGCCCCCUCUCUCCCGGAACCCCCGACACCCCCGGCACCCCCGGCACCGCAACAGCCACCCACGAAAUCAUCCUCUCCGCCGGCGUCUUCAACACCCCCCAACUCCUCCUCCUCAGCGGCAUCGGCCCGGCCCCCGACCUCCUCACUCACAAUAUCCCCCUCAUAGCCCACCUCCCCGGCGUCGGGCACAACCUGCAAGACCAAUACGAAAUCGCCGUCCAAUCCUCUCUCCCCUCCGACUUCAAGAUCCUCGCCCCCUGCACCUUCACCCCCUUGCACGACCCCUGCCUCGACCGCUGGCUCUCCGCCUCCCUCCCCAUCUCCCACCGCGGGAUCUACUCCACGACCGGCUUCGGCGCAGCCAUGCUGUACAAAAGCGCCGCCGCGACCGACAACGCCUACGACGUGUUCAUCUUCGGCGGCCUCAUCGAUUUCCGGGGCUACUUCCCCCGCUUCAGCCACAACGUCACCCAACAACACAACAUCUUCACCUGGUCCGUCCUCAAAGCGCAUCCGCGCAAUCGCGCCGGCGUGGUGCGACUCAGAUCCGCUGACCCGCUUGACGUCCCCGAGAUCCUAUUCAAUUAUUUCGACACCGGAAGCGACGGGUGGGAAGGCGAUGAGGAGGCGCUGGAAGAGGCCGUCGCUGUCGCGAGGAGGGCGUUCGCGGAGCAGAAGGUUCCGGCGACCGAGAGGUUGCCCGGGAGGGAGGUAACGGGACGGGAGAUGAUCAGGAAGUAUAUAAGGGAUACGGCGUGGGGGCAUCAUGCUUCUUGCUCGUGUGCGAUCGGGGGCGAGGGCGAUGAGAUGGCCGUCCUGGAUGGCCAGUUUAGGGUCAGGGGGGUGAGCGGGGUGAGGGUUGUCGAUGCGUCGGUUUUUCCGAGGAUCCCUGGUACGUUUACGGCCGUUUCGACGUAUCUGGUUGGGGAGAAGGCGGCGGAGGUGAUUUUAAAGGCGAGGGCGAGGGGGGAAGCUGUAGAGGGGUGAUGGUGGUUAGGUU
This is a messenger RNA of Aspergillus heteromorphus CBS 117.55, 2208 nucleotides long. RefSeq names its product GMC family oxidoreductase. The record is from RefSeq and is a predicted model, not a curated record. NCBI's taxonomy places the organism in Eukaryota, Fungi, Ascomycota, Eurotiomycetes, Eurotiales, Aspergillaceae. The coding region runs from base 246 to 2195 and encodes 649 amino acids. The transcript has a single exon. Gene Ontology annotation, molecular function: oxidoreductase activity, acting on CH-OH group of donors; flavin adenine dinucleotide binding.